Molecule: messenger RNA, 3511 nt
Organism: Poecilia reticulata (guppy)
Lineage: Eukaryota; Metazoa; Chordata; Actinopteri; Cyprinodontiformes; Poeciliidae
Gene: znf366
Product: zinc finger protein 366
Source: RefSeq, a predicted model, not a curated record
GAAAAAUGAGAACAAAGUGAUUGUUCCUGUUCUCUUUCUUAAGUCACUUCAAAUGCUAUCCGUGGACGGGCGGCUCAUUGUCAGGAGAGCUGCGGAGCGAGCGGGAGGAAGAGAACUCAGGCUCAGGUACAACAGCAACAAGAGCAGCAGCGGCAGCACUUCAGCCAAAAGCAUCACAGAGAGAGGGGGGAAAAAAAGCUGAAUAACGAUGGAGAAAGAUACUGUGAACGUCUCGCCAGGUGAAAGUCCUUCUCAAGGAGACAGGCUUAGACAAGCACCUCAGCGGGGUUUCUACUUGGGCCCAGCCCCUCUUUAUAUUAAGCCCCCAAGAUUCUCUUUACCCAGUUACCCCACCAUCGACCCCUACAGCGCUCUCACCACACCGGCGUUCUUCCCCGUGCCCGGUCUCGGUUACGUUCCCAAAGAAGGAUUCCCAAAAAAGAAGAGGCUUCAUCUCAAAGCGGGCGCCCUGGGGGAAGAGUCGCCUGAUGGACAACAGGAGGAGGCAGAAGAGAGCAGGAGCAAGAAGAAGCUGGACAUCUCUCAUGUCCCCUUCUCGCUUCCACCUCGUUCCAUUUCCUCCACGCCCUCUCGACCAAUACCUGGGAUGAUUGAGCUGAAUAGGCUGCAGUUUCACAGCAGAACAGCAGGUUUGAAUCUCCCUGUGCAGGUGAAGCAGGAGCCUCCCAGUCCGUCCUCUCUUUGGCCUUCCUCACCUCUCCAUCUCCUCCACCCGCCUUUCUUCCCUCCUCUUUCUCACGGCCCUUUCCCGUACCCCUUCUUCAUGCCUGGGCCCGUCAUGCACAUCCCACCCGGUCCCUUCUACCCCAGAGAGGACCCCCGCUCCAGCAAGGCCCCACGUGACGAAGCUCCCGGCGGUGAGACCACCAACGCCGAGAAGGCGGGUCUCAACGUCCAUGUAGAUGACAGCUACUACGUGGACGUUGGCGGCGACCAGAAGAGAUGGAAGUGCCGGAUGUGUGAGAAGUCCUACACGUCCAAGUACAACCUGGUCACGCACAUCUUGGGCCACAACGGGAUCAAGCCACAUGGCUGUCACCUCUGUGGGAAGCUGUUCAAGCAGCUCAGCCACUUGCACACACACCUUCUCACACACCAGGGCAUGAGGCCUCACAAGUGCCAGGUGUGCCACAAAGCUUUCACCCAGACGAGCCACCUGAAGAGACACAUGAUGCAGCACAGCGAUGUGAAGCCAUACAGCUGCAGUGUGUGUGGCAGAGGCUUCGCUUAUCCCAGCGAGCUUCGCGCCCACGAGCUGAAGCACGAAAAAGGGCAGGAGAAUGUGUGUGUGGAGUGUGGUUUGGACUUCCCCACCCUGGCCCAGCUCAAGAGACACCUCACAGUUCAUCGUGGUCCCACCUUGUACAGGUGCACAGAUUGCCAGAAAACUUUCCAGUACCCGAGUCAGCUUCAGAACCACAUGAUGAAACACAAGGACAUCAGACCGUACAUCUGCAGCGAGUGUGGGAUGGAGUUCAUCCAGUCGCACCACCUGAAGCAGCACAUCCUCACUCACAAAGGGGUGAAGGAGCACAAGUGUCGCAUCUGCGGCCGCGAGUUCACACUGUUGGCCAACAUGAAGCGCCACGUCCUCAUCCACACCAACAUACGGGCCUACCAGUGCCACAUGUGCUUCAAGAGCUUCGUUCAGAAGCAGACUCUCAAGGCUCACAUGAUCGUCCACUCGGACAUCAAACCCUAUAAAUGCAAGCUUUGUGGGAAGGAAUUUAACAGAAUGCACAACCUAAUGGGACACAUGCAUCUUCACUCAGACAGUAAACCCUUCAAAUGCCUCUACUGCCCCAGCAAGUUCACUUUGAAGGGGAACCUCACCAGACACAUGAAGGUUAAACACGGAGUCAUGGACAGAGGGUUGGACGAAAGAUUGUUUCGUCAAAGAGGACGCCUCUGCCUGAACAGCUCCAUGGGCCUCAUCUCCCACUAUAGCCAAGAGGAACCGUUCGACCUCUCCCAGAAAGCUCCAGGCAUGCCCAGCCUCCGUCUCUCACAGUCUGACGGCGAAAGCAUCCCAGGAAGCUCCUGUCAGGAGGAGGAGGAUGAGGAGAGUUUGUACAGAAGGAGCCAGUACAGUCCAGAGGUGGAUCAGCAAGAGCCCCCAGGCACGGACCAGUACAUUUCUGACCUGAAGGAGGGAGAGGACGAUCAGGCUGAUGAACUUCGAACUGGCAAGAUGCCGAAACUAAAGAAGUACCUGGAUAGUUCAGAGGACGAGUCUUUGGAAGGAGAGAAAAAAUCACAAGGUCAAUUUAGUAAUACACGCCGCCUCCUGCAGUCAGAAUCCUCUGUUGAGUCUGAUGAAGAGGUGGAUGAGCAGGGAUACGCUGAAAGAGUCCGCUCCGAGUCAUUUGACUAUGACUCGAUUUCAGAAGACGAGCGUGAGGAAAGCAAACAGCCGCUGGAUGGUAGUUAUGGAGGCAUCGACGUAACGGAGGAAAAUUGAAAGAGCACACAAAAUAAAUUACAAGUUAAAUCACGAAUUAGAGAGUGAGAAAAAUUUGUCAAUGGCAAAAGUGAGCAAAAGUGUCUCUAUUAGUAACCAUACAAAGACAAUAAAUUUUUAUUUUGUCUGACAUUAAAUCGGACAAAACCUUUCCUACUUUAGGUCAGAUACAAUUUUAUAAAUGAUUUAUAUGUGCCUGAAAUAGCAAGACUCCUUAUAUACUUUAUUACUUUCUUUCAAAUUGACAUACAUUAAUAUCAUAAUUCCUUUAAACAACUGGAGAAAAAGAUCAAAUGAAGAUGUUAUGGCACCAUAAGAUCUUGAGAUAGAAAUCCACAACAUUUGAACUAAUUUAACUUACAGCUGUGAAAUCAACAUUUCGAACACACCAAUUCAUUUGUGACAUAAAUUAAUAAAUAGAAUAAAAUUUAAAAAUGAGACAUUUGGAAGAAAACUGUGGACAAUUUCAAGAUGCCCAACAGUAUUCGUCUGUUCAAAAAUAAACAGAUGAACACAAAAAAAAAAUCUGAGAUUAUGUUUUUGUGUUUGAUCUUCAAUUGUAUUUUUAAUUCUAACAUAUUGUGUUGAUAUGCAGAUCAUAAAAUACACAUGGAUGCUUAAAGCUGUGAAUUGCUACCAAUAUCAGACAUUGGGAAUAUAUUCUGAUUUAUAAAUGGAAAUUAAUUUGUAAAUAUAAUGAAAGAUUUAUUUAAUGUGCUAUUUUUUACAAAUCAAUUUACAAUGUUCACAUAAUUUUGCUUUAACUGUGACUGAAUUGUGUUACUUAGCAUGUUUGAAGACAGUUUUUGUGGGAGAUCAUGCGAAAACCAAAUUGUAAUCAGGUUUCAACUGCACAAAUUUGACUUUUUGUGUAAUAAACUGUGAUUUAGUUUCUUUAGUGUCUAAAUUUUGAAUCUGUAUGAUUUAAUAAGACUAUUGUUCUCAUUUGCUGUGUGGGUUUUCUAGCCUACUGCUGUUAAAUUGUAGCAAUAACAUGUUUCUACUGAAUAAACACAAACCUGCAAAUUC